Molecule: messenger RNA, 1904 nt
Organism: Benincasa hispida (wax gourd)
Lineage: Eukaryota; Viridiplantae; Streptophyta; Magnoliopsida; Cucurbitales; Cucurbitaceae
Product: protein GRAVITROPIC IN THE LIGHT 1-like
Biological process (GO): response to red or far red light; negative gravitropism
Source: RefSeq, a predicted model, not a curated record
AAGUAGAACAUUCCGAAAGACGUUUGUGUGGGAAGCCUGUCCUUGUUGGACUUUUCCCCUCUCUUCUUCUCCCGUUUCUAAAAUCUGUGUGUUUCCUUUGUAUGUGUAUUUCCUUUUGUUUUGUGGGUAAACGACAUGUCGGAUUGAGCAAAUUCCGAACACCAGAAAACGCAAAAACUCCGACGACGAUACGAACGUACAGGUCGGAGGCGGAGCUUCUGUUUUUGGAUUACGGUGUCGUUUCGAUCAAGAGAUUGAAUUGACUGGGUGGCGAUUUCUCGUGAGAUUUUACUGAGAGAUGGAUUCGGUAAAACAGUCAGCUGUAUCGUCGAAAAAGAGCAAACUAGCUCGUACUUUUGCGAAAGUUCUUCACAUUCGAAUGCUGACUGGAGUGUCCGCGGUGGAUGGAGUUGAGAAAGGUAAACGGAGGACGGUGGUUAAGAAUAAUAAUGGUGCAGCGGAUAGUGAAUCGGAUUCGUUUGAUUGCAGUGAUGAAGAUCAGCAAGAGAGAGGUGCAAUGGAGGCAUUCCUUGCAAAAGUGUUUGCUAACAUUACAGCUUUGAAAGCUGCUUAUGCUCAAUUACAAUAUGCACAAUGUCCAUUUGAUGUUGAUGGGAUUCAAGUUGCAGAUCGAAGUAUCGUGUCGGAGUUGAAGAGUUUGUCGGAACUUAAACGAUGUUUUGUCAAGAAACAGUUUGAUCUUCUUCUGCCCGAAACCGCAAUGUUGUCAGCGGAACUUGUGGAGCAAAAGAGUGUUGUGAAAAUGUAUGAAAUUUCAGUGAAGAAGCUGAACUCUCAGGUGAGACUUAAGGAGUCUGAGAUUAUAUUUCUCAAGGAGAAGUUGGAGGAAGCCAAGAGCAACAAUAAGGUUCUAGAGAAGAGGAUGAAUCAAAGCGGGCCACUCCAAAACCUUCACCUUUCUGCUAUAAACUCCAAUCACUUGGCUCGUGUUCUUCGGCAUACGGUUAAAACCGUUAGAAGUUUUGUCCAACUGUUGAUCGACGAGAUGAAGUGUGGUGGUUGGGAUAUUGAUGAAGCUGCCUCUACAAUUGAACCCGACAUAGUUUACUUCAAAGAAGAACAUAAAUGUUUCGCUUUCGAGGCGUUCGUAUGCCGAGUUAUGUUCGAGGGCUUCCAUUUCCCCAACUUUGCUCUUCCGAACGAGUCUCUACCACCCGACAAGAAGCAGCAGACAAAGCUAUACUUGAGGAGGUUCGCCGAAACGAAAUCAUUAAAAUCCAAACAACUCCUUGGACAUGGCCACGAACCCAACUCCACAUUCGCCAAGUUCUGCCGCGUCAAGUAUCUGCAGCUGAUACACCCAAAAAUGGAGUCGUCCUUCUUUGGGAAUCUGAGCCAAAGAAGCCUGGUGAGUUCAGGUAAAAUCCCAGAGACUGCAUUCUUUGCCAGGUUUGCAGAUAUGGCUAGAUGGGUGUGGCUCCUCCAUUGCUUAGCCUUUUCCUUCGAACCCGAGGCGUCCAUCUUUCGAGUAAACAACGGAUGUCGGUUCAAUGACGUCUACAUGAAAGGCGUAACCGAAGAAGUCUUCAUCCUUUCCACACAACCCGACCUCCGAGUGGCGUUCACCGUCGUACCGGGUUUCUACAUUGGUAAAACUGUAAUACAAUCCCUAGUUUACCUCUCUCAACAACAACAAACAUCAUGUUAACCUGUCCACACAAAAACAGAGGUAAGGUUAUAAAGUAGUUACUCUGUUCAAAAAAAAAAAAAAAAACAAUGAAAUUCUUCUUACAGGAUUAGUUAAAUUUACAAUUAUCUGGUGGGGGUUAAAUAUGAAAGGUAAAAAACUUGAAACCAAAGUAGUAGUAGUAGAAUCUAUUGUGUUCUGUUAGGUGGGGGGAUAAAAAACAAAAAGAUUAAAAUUUUGUUGUUUUUGUUUCUUU